AUGCCAUCAGAGAAGGACGACUCGUUCCAAUUGUACGACUUGCGGGUGGAGGUGAUUUGCCCGCCGGGCGAGCGCAUCUUGUGCGGAGCCAAAAAUGGGGACUACUUUACUGUGCAAGGUGAGAUGCUGCAUCUUCCUGACGGUCAGGGUAUGAGUUUCUACAGCUUAGCGGCAGUACUGCCUCUGCUAGCCUCCAAGCAGCGACCAACUCACGCACAUGAUUGGAUGUCCACGGAUGCAUUGAUCGCAUGUCCGGAUCCAAAUUGUAAAUCUCAGCUCAAGAUAAUACGAAUUGGGUUGCGGACUUUCAGCCAUGGGGAUACCACGGUAGUCGGCCUGGAAGGGAACUCUUGA
Molecule: messenger RNA, 354 nt
Organism: Ascochyta rabiei
Lineage: Eukaryota; Fungi; Ascomycota; Dothideomycetes; Pleosporales; Didymellaceae
Exons: 2
Coding region: 1-354 (117 amino acids)
Source: RefSeq, a predicted model, not a curated record